Molecule: messenger RNA, 2410 nt
Organism: Oncorhynchus keta (chum salmon)
Lineage: Eukaryota; Metazoa; Chordata; Actinopteri; Salmoniformes; Salmonidae
Gene: spinb
Product: spindlin b
Exons: 6
Coding region: 401-1186 (261 amino acids)
Biological process (GO): gamete generation
Source: RefSeq, a predicted model, not a curated record
AUUUGGCAGGAAGACCGAGAUUCCCGCGUCCCCAUCCACAUUUCCAGAUCACUAUUUGGUAGAAAGCGGGAUAGGUGGGACUCGGCCAUAGGAUUUGGGUUGUAUGCAAACGGAGUCAGAGGAAAAGCGAGAUGGGAUCAAUUUAGCUGUACAAUUCAUCGGGUAAGCAACCCCCAAACGAAUCACUCGAUUGGUAAUCAAAUGCAUGGACUCAGACGACCACUAACUACACUAGUUCAUUGGGAGUUUGAACUGCCACAUUAAGUGUUCCUGCCCUGGAGGGGAGUGAUCCUCCCACCUGGGGCCACCACCUGCACACUGUCCUUCUUUCUCCUGAUUACCUAGUAGAGACAUUGUCACCCUAGUCUGGCAGCCUGGCUGCUUACCUACAUGUAUAUCAAUGAAGACCCCAUUUGGGAAGAGGCCAGGCCAGCGCCCCAGAGCUGAUGGGGGGAAUAUUGGGGUAUCUGCAAAUAUGAUGAAGAAGAAAAAUUCCCACAAGAAGCAAAAGAAUAAUGUUGGUCCAAGCAAGCCUAUUGCCCAACCCAGACGAAACAUAGUGGGUUGCAGGAUAACACACCAGUGGAAGGAAGACUCCAAGGUUUCCCAGUGGAAAGGAACAGUUCUCGACCAAGUCCCUGUUAACCCCUCUCUCUACCUAAUCAAGUAUGAUGGAUUUGACUGCAUCUAUGGACUUGAGCUUCACAAAGAUGAGCGGGUGCAAGGCCUGGAGGUUUUACCAGACCGAGUUGCUCCAGCUCGUGUCAGCGAUUCCCAGCUAGCAGAAACCAUGAUAGGUAAAGCAGUGGAGCACAUGUUUGAGCAAGAUGAAGGACCAAAGGAGGAGUGGAGGGGCAUGGUGCUAGCACAGGCUCCCAUUAUGAACACAUGGUUCUACAUCACUUACGAAAAGGACCCUGUUUUGUACAUGUACCAACUCUUGGAUGACUACAAAGAGGGGGAUCUCCGGAUAAUGCCUGAUUCAAAUGACUCGCCUCCAGCAGAGAGAGAGCCUGGAGAAGUGGUGGAUAGCCUUGUUGGCAAACAAGUGGAGUAUGCCAAAGAGGAUGGCGGCAAAAGGACUGGCAUGGUUAUCCAUCAGGUUGAAGCCAAACCCUCUGUUUAUUUCAUCAAGUUUGAUGAUGACUUUCACAUCUACGUCUACGAUUUAGUAAAAACGUCUUAGGGCAUAGGCAUUGAGAAAAUCAUUGAUCCACAGACCUUGGCAAAUGUUCUGACGCUUUCUUUGAAACAACAUACAUUUCCAUUCAAAAUGGACAAUUCCUUCACAGGCUGCAAAUGUGGAACUUGUCGUUUCCUGUGUCACUGCUUCCAAUGCGAAAUCUUUUAGUGUACUUUGUUUCAAGUCCACUUUGUUUCUAAAAGAAGGGAAACCUCUGCAGAUUUCGGCAUGUCUGAACAUUUACACUGUUCAAUUGGGCCAGACGCCAUGUGCGACAUGGUUUAUGAAUGUAAAAUGUGGGAAGAAAAAAAUAAUUGCGCUGGUAAUAUGGGUCAGAUCUUUUUAACUUUAGUUUUCACUGUAUUAAUGGUGCAAGCAUGACGCUAACUAAUCUGCACUCUGGAAACAAUGUUACAGUGACACUUUAUCAUUACAGCAAUUAUUAAAAAUAUAUAUAUGGGAUUAUAAUUAUUUCGCACAGUGCUCCCAAAUUAAAACUCCAGGUCGCACAGCAAAAUAUUUAGUUGCAUUCCUUAGAACCCUGCUUGCAGCUUUUUGAAUUUUAACUAAUUCUCACCUAAAAAGAACCAUGUCAUGGUUCUUUUACGAGAUAAUUGUUGUAUUGUUAACACAAUUCAAUUGUUCACCUUGUGUUACUGAAGCCUAUGUCACUGUUGUCCUAUGCAGCUCUUCUGAUGCUGCUGCAGGUUUACUUACCGCUACUACAGUCACUCUUGUGUACAAAGAUCAGCUCCUGCCUAACCUCAAUGUAGUAUUAUUGAUAAGACAUCUUGAAGGUCUGCAACAGGUCUCUGAACCAUGUGCACCUGGAUAUACUUUGGUCAAAAUGCUAGAUCCUUGAUGGCCCCUUCAUGAUUUCCACAAGGUGUGGAAAUCAUCACAUGCUGUCAAUGGCUGUGAGAGGCAUCAGGGCAUUUAACAUUUUACAUUACUGUUGUGCUGUAUUGUGUGCAAUGUCAGUUCCACUUCUGAAAAGCAGACGUGUGUUUUCAUGUUUAUAGCUAAAUGUAAGUUGAUGUGAGUUGCAUGUCAGUUUGUUCUUUUCAAGGUUAUGAGCUUAUGUAAACUGUGACAUUUAUUUUGUUGUUUUUGUACCAUGCAUUACAGAAACCAGUUGACUGGUAAUGCUAAGUGAGUGCCAACUAAUGGUGCCAGUGUUGUACAGCAUUUAAUGGGUAACAUUUCUAAAUAAAUCAGUUGUCUGUU